UUAGCAUACAGGUUGCUAGUGAUGAAACGACCAAAGGUCAACUUCACAAAGGGUGCUCAAAGACCAAAUUUGUCCUUCAUAUUUCGUGUCUGUAGCAUAACUUAACUACAUUCAAUGUAUUUGCUUCAAUUUUGGUAUAUACGUAGGUGGCAAUAGGACAAUGAUCAGAGCGCAUGAACCAGGUGUGUACGUCAAACGUCAAGGUCAAAACAAGGUCAAAUCUGUCUGUCAUAUUUUGUGUCCAGAGCAUAUCAUGAUAACCAAUUAUAAACUGACCUCAAACUUGGCAUAUAGUUAGGUGGCAAUGACACGAUGUUCAUUAGUUUGAUCUGUAGGUCAAAUGUCAAGGUCACAAAUUUAGUUACAAUCUGUCCUUUGUAUUUUGUGUCCAAAGAACAACUUAAAAUGUAUUCAAGGAAUUGGGUGGUAAUGAGGUUACUUGAGGAUUCCACAUUACUUUCCGCCACUCCCGUGUCCCCAUCCCGCCCCUCCAAAAAAUGAAAAAAAGAUCAAGUUUACACUAUCCUUUAUAUCUUGCAUCUAGCUCACAAGUUCAAGCCUAUUCAAGAUGUUGAUUUUAAACAUUUAAUGACACACAUUAACCCCGCCCACCCCCGCCCACUAAACAAAUCAAUUUCAAAUUCUUGUUUCUAAGUAUUCCAUCACCACUGCUAAAACCUAACCCAAAACCUCCAUUCACUGCCGCUUUACACCCCAUCCCCAACACACAACCAAGAUAAAUUAUCUUAUAAUUUUACUUUUUCUUCCUCUUGAUUUAAAACUGCGGGCGUAUUUUGCCAUGUUUUUGUUUAUUAUUAUCUCAUUUAUAGAGAAGUGUGUGGCGCAAGUAAUCAGAAAUAUCUAGAAAUAAAUGGUGCAUAUCAUACAUUCAAUAAUACAUACUGUUCUGUCAGUCAUCGUUUAGUUAUUUCCGUCAUUAUCUUUGUUUGUUUAAUUUGUUGGGCUUAACAUCGCACCAACACAAUUUAGGUCAUAUGGCGACUUUCCACCUUUGAUCGUGGAGAAAGACCCCAGGUGCCCCUCCGUGCAUUAUUUCAUCACGAACGGGCACCUGGAUAGAACCACAGGCCUUCCGUAAGCCAGCUGGAUGGAUUCUGUCAUUAUGGUAUUAAUGACAUAUGCUGUAACUAAUACGAGUAUUACAUCUGAGUAACGGGGACACACCUUUGCGAUGGCAAACUUAUAAGAUUAGCUUUCAGUAUGUUGUGUAUAUCGUCGCAGUUUAAGUCAUAUGGAGAUUUUUUUUCAAGUUUUUAUUGUUAAGAAAGACCACGGUGCUUCUCCAUGCAUUGCUACAGGCAUGGGCGGGCUUCUGGUUAAAAUACAAGAGACUUAUAAAACCAGUUGGACGAAUUCCUUACAUGAAGAAUUCUACACGCUAGGCGAUGUUUCAACCCCUCUUCUGUAAGGGGCAAGUCAUAUGAAAUCUGCGAUUUUCUGAGCAGUCAGGACAAGUUACGUUACUUUCGAGUGCGCGUUUGUUAACUGUACGCAAUUUCUAAUAUAUUACUAUAUUUGUAAUUAUUGACAUGCAACUUUAUUUAUCUCCUAAAAAGGUUAUUAGGUAAUUCUGAAUGAUUCCUUCCUACGCAAAGUUUGUUUUCCACCUGACAUGCAGUUUACGCUUAUUUCCUACAAAACGCAUGACAAUUUAAGAUUUAGAAAUGACUUCAAUUCAUUUUGGUUGCUAGGCAACAUUUUUAAUUAAUUUCAUCAAAGCUUUAUUAUUUCAAAUGAUUUCCUUGGUAUCACUCUCAAGGUGUACCUCAAAUUCAUUAACAUUCAUUGAAUUGUGAUGAAACUGUCAAGUGUUACAAAGAGUAGACAUUUUAAUUAAUCAAGCUGAAAACGACGCUCACUAUUAUUUUUAGCCAUAUGUAAAUUUAGCAGUGAUAAUGUCCCCAGAAAAUAAGUCCCAGUUAUAACAAAUAUGAUAGACUCAACGAAAAGGAUCAAAACUAUGGUCCUUAUUUACCCAUGAGAGUUUUAAUUCAUAAUAACAAGUGCUAUAGAACAUAAAUCAGAAAUGUAAUUAAAUAUUUCAAGUGUUCAAUAAUUUUAUUUUCUCCUUAAGUGAAACAAGUAUUCAAAUUAAUACUAAAGCUUGACAUUUCGCAGAUGUACUUACCAGUCAAAGUGAUUAACCGUUUUUCGGAGGAUAAAUAAGAACAAGAGGUAAAUAUUUCAAAAAGUUCCCUUUGAUUUGAUAAAGAUCACAAUAAUUGAGAAAACCCCAAAUUAGCAAGUUUUAGCGUGAUGGAAUAAAUAUUAAAGACAAACACAUAACAUAUUGAGGUACAAUAUAUUGUAGGUUGCAACAAGAAAAUACCAACCGUCUUGGUGCCAUUGAAAAGAGAAGUGAUAAAAAGUAGUAUGAAUAUGUAGAUGUUUGCAACAAAUGAAUGCAAAUUACUUAAUGCGUCUUUGUGCAAGGCUGUGUAUAUAAAUGUAAAUGUGCAUUUCAAGUUAUAUAAGUAGCAUUAUGGAAAUCUUCAGUAUUUCUGUAGUGCAUAUUAUUUGAAAGGGAGCCAACUCCGUCGUCCUUGCCUACCAAUUAACGAUUAUCCAACCUUCCCCCGUCACUUUGGACAUUUCUUGAAAACAGGUACAUUUUCGUCCUUAAAUUUUGUACAUCUUUCAUCAAAAUUCAUAGGAAAGGAAAAGUUUAUUUGUAAAAAUCAUAUUGCAUUGUUAAACAUGAAUAUCUAUGUCACAUUUUCAUCGUACUUUAAUUACGGAUUAGUUGAAGAUUUUUCAGUAAUUUGAUGGAUUUUCUUGCAUUUAUCCAUCGUCUGUGUAACGCUAAAAAAAUGGCCGAAUUUAAUUUCAAGUUUAUCUACAAUUCUUUAAUUUUUACUGAGAUCUUGUUUAAAUAUUGUUUAUUGAUGCGAAUCCUAUUUUAAUUCUUUAUUUUGCCAUUAUUAAAUGCAUUUAUUUGCGGUAAAGAGCCUGGAGUCGAUAUGACCCAAUUUAUAUGUGUUUCAUGGAAGUCGUGUUAUGUAUACAGCUUAGAUCUGAUCUACACAGAUGAUCGCAUAUAAUGACGUUUAACUGAAGCUCGGCAUACUUUUGUAGAUGAGUCCAACUAAUUUUUUUUGUGAUCCAGGAAAUAUUGAGAUAAUUAUUAUUUUGACUAUAUGGAUGCUAAAUAUAUAGAUCUAUAUAUCCAUAAUAUUAUACCCUGUUUGGUGGGCUUUAGAAUAUUUGUGUUUGCCUAAUGGCUUUUGUCAUAUUUGUAAUGUGGGCUUUGUCUGGCCAUUGUACCAAAUUGGUGCCAGUCAAAAAAUUUUGACUGCGUUUAUAUGUUUGUAUAUAUACUUCUGAUUUUCAUUCCGGGGAUACAAACAUAUAAUAUAUUAAUUGUUUCCGAUUAUCCGGAAUGAUCACAAUAUUGUUGACUUGCCAUUAUGCCUUGCUGGCGUGCAGUCAAAUGUUUAUAUACAGGCUUUGUCUGGCCAUGAUCACAAUAAUGUUGACUUGCCAUUAUGCUUUGCUGGCGUGCAGUCAAAUGUUAUACAGGCUUUGUGUGCCGGCAAUUAUAUGUAUAUAUUAUAUGAUAUUACAAAAGUUACAUAUAUAUUAUUUAUUACAUUUUUCGGAUUAAUUCUUGCAAUAUUGAUAUGUCAUUAUUCCAUUUUUUUAGUGUAAUGUUGGCUUUCUAAUUACGAUAUUCAUUAAAUUUCCCAAUUUCUACGGACUAGUAGACUUUACAACACGUACCCUUGUUUUUACCGCAUUUAUUAAUUUGCAGAUUAUAUUAAUUUGUAUAAUUUCAAUUUUAAUUUUCAAUUUUCAAGAAUGUUCCCUAUAGUGAUUUAUAUUUAUUUCCAGUAUGUACGAUAGGUAUAUAAUAGUUGAACUAUAUUUGCCACUUAACCUCUCCCCCACCCCUUCCCCCAACCUCCUCAAAGAAAUUAGUAUAUUAGAAUUUUAAUUUUCCUUUCAUGUUGAUUGACAUCAUGCCCCGAGCGAGACGUGGUCGUGGGAGAGCACUCCGAAAUCAAGUUCAGUAUAUGCGCCAGAGGCCAGAUGCCCAGGUGGAGCACCAGAUACCACCCGUACCUUUGCCAGUUCCACAGAUACAGCCACCACCACCACUUCCACAGCAACCACCACAAAUUCCACCACUUCCACAGCAACCACCACAAAUUCCUCCAGACCUGAAUCUACCUCUACAACAUCUCCCACAUCACAACAUGUUACCUCAUCUGCAAGACGGACCUCAACCACCUCAUCUGAAUCUACAUGACCUCCCCCAACAGCCGGAACCAGAUGACAUGCAGCCUGCACUUCAAGCCAUUCCACAACAGAUGCCGCCAUUGCCUCAGCCUGCUCUGGAUACACUGAACUGCUCCACAAAUUUGCCAAUGGAAAUCUAUAUCAUGUGGAAUUCUUUGAAGCUAGAGCAACCAGUCUUAUGUAAGCUGUUUAGAUAUUCAACAUACGUGAUGAAUUGCUCUUCGGCUCUUAUUCUAGUUGGUAUCGCUGCUGACAGGUUCAAACGUAUAUGCAGACCUUAUCAGCGGGACUUCAGCGAAACCCAGUCAAUAUGUAUCUCUGUUGCUGCCAUCGUGUGGUCAGUGGCUACUACAUGGCCAUCGUUGAUUCUUUACGGAUCGAGAACAGUUAACCUAGGGAAUAUUUCAGGAUCAGCGUGUCUCCUUGAGAACAGGUAUGACACUUCGCCAUACCCUCUAGUAUACUUCAGUUUCAUGAUUACAACUACUAUGAUAACAUUUGUGGUAUUGAUUAUUUUGUAUUUCCUCAUAGGUUUACAAAUAUAUAAACAUAGGAACUUCAAACUUAAAAACUGCACACAUGUGAAACAAAUAUUGGAUGACAAAUCAACCACUGUAAAAUCAGAAAAAUCAAAUGGCGAGCAUACGAAACCUUCAGACAAUGAUGACGUAACUAAUCGAAAGGAAGAACACAGUAUAAAUCAUGGUAAUGUUCUGAAAGUUGUUGAAGAGGAAUCCCUAAUUCAACACGAAAACAAUGGGGAUGAAUUAAAACCCAUUCAGUUAGGAUUACUGCCACCCUGUAAGGACGUUGGAACCAGUUGUGGCAUUCUCGAUGUACCGUAUGAACAAGGAGGCGGGCAACAUUGUUCCGAUUUAAACCUGUUCCCUGUUUCAGGAGAGACUAUCGAACAUUCUUUCAAGGAUGUAAAGGCUGAUGAAAAGUCGGUGCCAAAGCAGCACCCCACUCAACGUAAAAUUCAAAAGGUCAAGGAAAAGAAAACGAAAACACGAGUAAGAUACAUAUUUGCGAAAGAUUCGUCCACACUGAGCUGCUCAACAGUUAGAAUUGGCCGAUCGACUCUUAUGUUAUUCCUUAUCACAAUUGCUUAUGUGUUAAGUUUCUUGCCUUUUUAUAUUCUAGUAGUUGUUAGACAAUGUGACAGUGAUUUUGCCCACAGAAUGUCAAAAUCCGGACUGGCAGCUUAUCACUUGUUUUUAAGGUCUUAUUUAUUGUCGAGUGCUGUGAAUCCAUUUAUAUAUUCAUUUUGUAAUGCUCAAUUCAGAGACUAUUGUAAAGAAAUGUUUUUGAGAGUUUUUCCCAGGAGAUAACAAUCUUUCAACAUAAAGUAUAUCAUAUAAGGAGGUAUAAAAACUCUUAAAUUUAAUUUUUCUUGGACCACAAAGUACCCGUUUCCAUGACUAUUACGUUUUGUCUUUACUUGUUUAUACAUGUAUAACCUAAAGCAACUUAUUCUCAUUUUAUUGUUAACAGGAAUUUUCUGAAUUAAAGAAAACAUGUA
Messenger RNA from Mercenaria mercenaria, 5782 nucleotides. RefSeq names its product muscarinic acetylcholine receptor M4-like. Lineage: Eukaryota; Metazoa; Mollusca; Bivalvia; Venerida; Veneridae. Gene Ontology annotation, biological process: G protein-coupled receptor signaling pathway. The record is from RefSeq and is a predicted model, not a curated record. The transcript has 2 exons. Gene Ontology annotation, cellular component: membrane. The coding region runs from base 3966 to 5591 and encodes 541 amino acids. Gene Ontology annotation, molecular function: G protein-coupled receptor activity.